GUCAGACGGCCCCUUAGUAGGUGGGAGUUUCUCUUGUUUCUUGGUGUUGGAAAAAAACACACAGCAGCACCCCCAUCAUCGCCAGAAGCCAGCGAUCAGGAAGCUUUCUGAGAUAUGGUCCAAUGCUGAUGGCGCACUCUGAGCUGUUUGUGUCGAGAGCACCCCCUGUGGAGGGGAAAGCGGCUGACUUGGAUGCUCUGAGCUUCCUGGACUCUUUCGGGGACGAAAACAGCACUGCGGAGAGAUGCUACCGCUCACACUCCCGCAGCAGCGUCCUGCAGGGUCUCCCGUUUGGAGGGGUGCCCACGGUCCUCGCAAUCAAUGUUGUCCUUUGGAUGUUCCUGCUGCUCAUCUUCUCCUGUCUGAGGAAGGCUGCAUGGGACUAUGGCCGCCUGGCUCUGCUGAUGGAGAAUGACAGUCUCACGUCCCUGUUUUAUGGAGAACCAAGUGAGAAGGAGAAGUCUCCAUCAGAGUCCAGCCCCUCCGACUCUGACACCAAGGACAUGGGCUUCUGCUCGUGGCUAUCAUCACUUUACCAUAUGAAGGAUGAUGAGAUCCGUAGCAAGUGCGGCAUCGAUGCGGUCACAUACCUGUCCUUCCAGCGCCACAUCAUCCUGCUCAUGACAGUGGUUUGCCUGCUGUCUUUGGCCGUAAUCUUACCGGUCAACUUUUCCGGGGACCUCCAGGGAGACAGUCCUGAAAACUUUGGAAGAACAACACUGGCUAAUGUGAGCGCAAAGGACAGCUUUCUUUGGCUCCACAGCAUCCUGGCUCUGGUCUACUUCAUCAUCACGGUGAUGUGUAUGGCUCACCACUUGGUACGGCUGGAGUACAGAGAAGAUGAGAAGGUAGCCAGGACGCUGAUGAUUACGUCAAUACCAACAGAGAUCUCUGACCCGGGGCUCAUCACCAAACACUUCCAUGAGGCCUACCCCAGCUGUACUGUCACUGAUAUUCGGUUCUGCCUCGAUGUCCACAACCUGAUGAGGCUGGACUUGGAGAGACGGAAAGCAAUGAAGGGCAGGCUGUAUUUUGCCAGUAAGGCCCAAAAGGAGGGGAAGAUCAUGAUCAAGAUCCAUCUAUGCGCUCAGAUAUUCUGCUGUGACUUCUGUGGGUUUGAAAAGGUGGAUGCAGAGCAGUACUACAGCGAGUUAGAAGAAAAGCGGACAGAUGAGUUUAAUGCUGAGAAGAACUGCAUCUCUAUGAAGAGGCUGGGCAUCGCCUUUGUGACCUUUCGAGAUGAAAGGAUGACUGCUGUCAUUGUGAAGGACUAUGGUUUUGUUCGCUGCCGUCGUUCACCCCAGCAGUCCAGCAUCACCACCGUGGUGCAGUCGCACAAAUGGGGGGUCAGCUACGCACCUGCUCCCAGUGACAUCAUCUGGGAAAACCUGUCCUUGUGCGGAUCUCGCUGGUGGCUCCGCUGCAUCGUGCUCAACAUCCUCCUCUUCCUGCUUCUCUUUUUCCUCACCACUCCCGCCAUCAUCGUCAACACUAUGGACAAGUUCAAUGUCACAAGGCCUGUGGACAGCCUGCGGAGCCCUAUCAUUACCCAAUUCUUCCCAACCCUCCUGUUGUGGGCGUUUUCAGUGCUCCUGCCCUUCAUCGUCUACUACUCUGCUUUCUUUGAGUCCCACUGGACCAGAUCUGGUGAGAACCAGGUCACGAUGCACAAGUGUUUUUUCCUGCUGGUCUUCAUGGUCAUCAUCCUGCCCUCACUUGGUCUGUCCAGUCUUGACCUGUUUUUCACAUGGCUCUUUGAUGUCAACUUCCUGAAUGAGAAGGAAGUCAAAUUCCAGUGUGUGUUUCUUCCUGACAACGGUGCAUUCUUUGUAAACUAUGUGAUUACAUCCAGUCUGAUUGGCACAUCUAUGGAGCUGCUUCGUAUCCCCGCACUGACGGUGUAUGCCCUCCGCCUCUGCUUCGCCAAGUCCCAGGCUGAGCGCAUUCAUGUCAAACGGAGCCAGGCCUAUGAGUUCCAGUUUGGCCUGGAGUAUGCCUGGACUAUGUGUAUCUUUGCAGUCAGUAUGACCUACAGCAUCACAUGUCCCAUCAUUACACCGUUUGGUCUGCUCUAUCUAAUCCUGAAGCACAUGGUUGACAGAUACAACAUCUACUAUGCAUAUGUUCCUACCAAACUCAGCCAGCGGAUCCACAGAGCCGCCAUCAGCCAGGUCAUCCUGGCUCCCAUCCUCUGCAUGUUCUGGCUGCUCUUCUUCUCUAUGCUCAGAUUAGGUCCAGUGCAUCCCAUCACCCUCUUCACCUUAGUAUCCUUGCUCUCGUGUAUUGCCUUUUCCCUCCUCCGCUUGUGCCUUAGGAAGCAACCAGACAAGUCAACGAGCUACCAGAUGUCUGAUCAGCCUGCAGAGGGGACUUACACUGAUGGAGACAGGAGCACUGUAACAUCCACCACUGCCUCCAAUCUGUUUGUGGCGUCCGUGCUGCUGGAGCCAGAGCUGGCUUUGACUCCUAUGCCCUCCCCAGCCCACCACAGCUACGGCGCCAUGGCCAGCUCCCAGAGUUCAAGCCACGGCCCGGCAGAGGAAGAGGAGUGUGAGGAAGGAAACGCCCAGACCCUUGAGACUAAGCUCCAAGAGCCCCCAGUACCCUACUUGUCCAGCCCACUCAUUGACAGCACUGUGGGCUUCCAGUAACACCAAAUCCCCCAAGCUGAUACCCUGUGUCCUUCACCUGGGGAACACAGAUUACUAAAUGCCGCAAUGCUGCGUUUUUUGCUUCUGACCUCAGACUCCAACUUGGCUGCCUCAGACCCCCGAGACCAGACUGCGCUUAGAAAGAAUAAAGAACCAGAAGAAGAACGAAUACAGGAGAAGAGUCCAUGUUAACAUCACUAUAAAUAUGCAGACAGCCGUUUGCCAAAACAUCUCCUGAACCUCGCGUGGAUCCAAACAACAGUCUAAUAGAUAUCCCUUAAUGUACUAAUUACUUUCUUUGAUUGUUCCAUGACAGGGAUCCCAGCUUCUUGUAUGGCUUCAUUUGCAAGUUAAAAAGGUGAAAUAACGAAAGUGACAAGGGUGGAAUUGCCUUUGGGUUGCUAUCGGAGAGACUCUGUCCAUGCUGUGCCACUUGGACAUGAGUGGAGGUGAAAGUUCCCAUCAGUGUGGGUGGUGUGAGCAGGCUUGCCCCGGCAGACUGACAGUGUGGUCUGGGCACGGGUGAAAUCUGGUUCCUCGGCGGCGGAGCUCACAAGGCUGAGUGUGAGGGCAGCUAGUUGUGAAGCCAUCUGCAGUGAGAGAGCAGACAGACGGAGGGCCUAAUGUAACUCAGAGACGUACUGUAAUACAUCUGAACACUCUCUCCAAGAAGGCACAAGCAGCUUGACUGUACCUGAAGCUUGUUGUAACUACUAUCAAUUUAAGGUUGCUAUUUUUGCUACAGUAUUUUUGGUGUGAUUGAUAUUGUGCUUUAUGUUGGAGAUGAAGACUAAUGGAGAUUGUUUAAGGAUUAGCAGAGCUGUCCUGUCUUAAUCAGAGUAUGUCUUUGUUAUGCUGUUUUAACUGUGUAUGUGGUCAACAUCAUUUUAUUUAUUUGUUUUAAAGUAAUGGUUCAACAUUGUGCUAGUUCAAUUGAGGCAACUCUCAUGUCUGCACAGUCAACAUUUAGUUACAGACAUCGACCGCUUAGCUUAGAUUUGCACAAACACUGGAAACAGAGACAACGCGCUAGCCAGAGAUAUUUCUUUGUUGACACCAGAAAACUCAAAGUGUAUUUUUACACAGUUUUUUUUAUGGUUUGAACAAAUAACACAUAACAUUGGGUUUUAGCGGGGCAUGAUGGUAUUUUUUUUAAACUUUUGGACAGAUUUCAGUCUUCAUGCUAAGCUAAGCUAGCUGACUGCUGGCAAUAGCUCUAAAUUUAACAGACAGACCUGCGUGAGGUAUUCACCUUUAUUAUCUAUUCUCUUACUCUGGGCAAGAGAGUAAAUGGGGUGUUCUUCUCCAAAUGAAAUUUUUGAAAGUAUGCCUUGGAGUUUACCUCUUCUUCUUGCCAGACUAUUGAAAUGUUUUGAGUAAUUUAUUCAUUAAAAAUGUCUGUUAUGUGAAAUAGUGUGUUACUAAUGAUGCCGUUAUAUGAAGAUACUAAUAAUAAUUUGCCAUAAAAGCUCAAAAUCCUUUAUUUAAAUGUAUUUGUUCAGAGUUUAUCAAAGAAUUCAGAUUUUUUUUUAAUGGUUAUGUCCAUAAUACAAAUAAAAACAGUAAAAUUCAACUUGAAAUUUGUUUUCAGUUGCAUUAACCUACAAUGUGUGACACUUUAGUGCAUGUUAUGUUGAAUGAGGUAUGCAUUUCUAGGAGAAGUUUAACACAUGCUUAUUUCAUUGUUUUAUUCAUCAGUUUUGGCAGUUUGUUUGCAAAAUGUGUAUUUAUGGGUUAUAUUUAUGUCCUUGCAGGGCAAUGAAAGUUUUUCUCUCAUGAAACUGAAUGUAAAUUGAUUGUAGUUUGUUAUUCAUGUCUCUUGCUGUGCCUUCAACAAAACACUCCCUUUCGUGUGACAAUCCAGCAUGGCCUGAAAUAUGCGGCAUGGACUGAAAACUACAGAGCGCAGAAACAUCUAAGAGAUGAAAACACAACAAAAACAACCCAGUGACAAACCUAGUGAUUUUCAUUCAAUGGUUAGUUCAUCCUGUUAUUCAACAUACAAACAGUAAGCUGAUUACUAUAAGAAACAUUCUUGACUCUAGGUUUGUUUGCUAUCCUUUUUCUGGAGCUUUUAAGGGUAAACUAAAAUAGUCAACUUAUGCAGCAACAUGGACAUAGAGAAGUCAUAAAGAUGCCCAGAUUAAUAAAUGUUUAAAAUCCUGUAAAUCAGAGCAAACUUACGUGGUGAUGAAGACCAUUUGAUGCGAUCAAAAUCCCUCUUCUUGUUUGUCUUAACAUCACUGCAAUUCAGCGGCUUUUUAAGGAUGUCUUGUAUUGUGUCCUUGUAGCUGCCUUGUUCCUAAUUUCAAUCAAUAUAUUUUCAGUUUUCAGCAUUUGUAUUCUUAGAUCUUACAGAGUAAAUAAGAUGGAUGGCCAAACUCUGUAGAAGAUACCUAAUUAAAGUUAUUUUUUUUAAAUAGAGUCAUUCCCUUGUACAUGAUUUAUCUUUGUACAUUUACAUUUUAACAUGUUUGAUUAACAGUGACGGUACUGUUGUUGUUCAGCACAAGAAUUGUUUUUUUCUGAUAAAGCAGAAAGGCUUUUAGUUUAAGUCCAUUUUAUGUUCUGAGUUAUUAAGGUUUAAUCAUAAUAUCAUACGCUGCCAUUGAGUUGAUCAUUUUUUCAGUUGUACUUUCAUAACAAUUAUGGCAUAUUAUUGCAUAAAAUGAAAUCUAUUUGCUCCACUUUACAAGAAAUCUAACUGUAAUUUCUUGUGCUGUAUGAAAUAGAUGAAAGCUGGCUGCAGAGAGCGAAUGAAGUGGUCAGUGCAGAGAAUCCUGAAGUAAAAUCAAUUUGGAAAAAAACAUCAAAGAGCUAACUGAAAUACCAACAUGUCCUUUGGGUUUCUCUUUUAGAAGCUUGUUUCAUAGAUCAUUAAAUUCACUUUCCUUUGAAAAUACAAAAUAAAACGUAUUAGAAUAUUCUUAACUCUAAUAGCCAUUUAAGGAGGGAUUGUCCGUUGUCAUGCUUAAAUAGUUUUAUUGUAUCCUGUCAUGUCUCUUCAUAUACUGUGGGCCGUCCAAGGUCUAUUUGAAAGUAUAUUUGCUUUCCAGACAUGUCCAUCAGUAAGAAAUGUGUGUAUCAUAAAUACUUUAUUUCACACAUCAUAUGUGAGCUUGUGUAAAUGUGGGUUGUUAUAUCUCCUGGAAGGUUGAGGUUAGGGGACGGGCUGCUUUUGAGAUUGAUCUAUGUCAGUCUACGAGUUUUCAUCUGUCAAAAGUGAA
Eleginops maclovinus (Patagonian blennie) is the source of this 5878-nucleotide messenger RNA. RefSeq names its product transmembrane protein 63C (gene tmem63c). Bases 123 to 2651 code for a protein of 842 amino acids. Gene Ontology annotation, molecular function: calcium-activated cation channel activity. Gene Ontology annotation, cellular component: plasma membrane. The record is from RefSeq and is a predicted model, not a curated record. The transcript is spliced from 23 exons. Lineage: Eukaryota; Metazoa; Chordata; Actinopteri; Perciformes; Eleginopidae.